Molecule: messenger RNA, 3550 nt
Organism: Doryrhamphus excisus (bluestripe pipefish)
Lineage: Eukaryota; Metazoa; Chordata; Actinopteri; Syngnathiformes; Syngnathidae
Gene: meis2a
Product: Meis homeobox 2a
Biological process (GO): regulation of DNA-templated transcription
Molecular function (GO): DNA binding
Source: RefSeq, a predicted model, not a curated record
ACUCGCCCACCGCUCGGCGCUUGCGAGUCAGCCAUCCAAAGGCAGGCGGUGUGUGUUUCUAGAAGCCAGCCAGCCGCCAAGCUGCCAACACUCGCUGACACACACUCACCGCGGACCCUUGGAGACACCUUACCUCUACGCAUAUUUUUUUAUUAUUUCUUAUUUUUCCCAAAUAUUUUGUAUUUUCCCACCUCUUUCUUCCUUUCUCUCCACCCACUUUUGUGUGUGUCUUCUUGAAAACUACACGGGACGAGCAUUAAAGCAGACAUUUCAAGGAAGACGCACGGCCGGACUUUACCGGAUGAAAACGGACUAACGCGGAGGAGAGGAGGAGAAAGAAAAAACUUGAACAUCAUCACCAACCGUCAUUCAUUCAUUACCUUGACAACCUCUGGCUUUGAUUGACAGCUGGAGUGGCAAAAAGCCAUGAGACGCGACAGUUGACUCGCAAUCUGGGCCCAUUGUAACCUCACAUUUUGACUUUUUAUCCACUUUUUUGUUGCUUCUUUUUGUAAACAAAAAGACGGACCGUCCGAUGCGACGACUUCAGCGUGUAGCGGCGAAUAGGAGAAUUCGCUAAGAAAAAAAAAACAUAAUAAUAAAAAGUUAAUCGAAAGCGAGAAGAACCUGGAACAUUUUUUUCUCUUUCCACGCAGGACAAAAGUGGAGAAAAAUAACACAUUUUAAGGAGUUUAUUGGAGCUGCAGCCUGAUGGCGCAAAGGUACGAUGAGCUGGCCCACUACGGGGGUAUGGACGGCGUUUCGGCGUCCAUGUACGGGGACCCGCACGCUCCCCGACCGCUCCCCCAGGUCCACCACCUCAACCACGGACCGCCGCUCCACGCCAGCCAGCACUACGGAGCGCACGCUCCCCACCCGAACGUCAUGCCCACCAGCAUGGGCUCGGCCGUCAACGACGUCCUAAAGAGGGAUAAGGACCAGAUUUAUGGGCAUCCCCUCUUCCCUCUGCUCGCUCUGGUCUUCGAGAAGUGCGAGCUGGCGACGUGCACGCCGAGAGAGCCCGGCGUGGCCGGGGGAGACGUAUGCUCCUCGGACUCUUUCAACGAGGACAUCGCGGUGUUUGCCAAACAGGUCCGGGCAGAAAAACCUUUAUUUUCAUCAAAUCCAGAGUUGGAUAACUUGAUGAUACAAGCCAUACAAGUGUUACGGUUUCACCUCUUGGAAUUAGAAAAGGUGCACGAGCUCUGCGACAAUUUUUGCCAUCGGUACAUCAGCUGUUUGAAAGGAAAAAUGCCAAUAGAUUUAGUGAUCGAUGAGCGGGAUGGGAGCUCCAAAUCGGACCACGAAGAGUUAUCUGGCUCGUCGACGAACCUCGCCGAUCAUAAUCCCGCGUCAUGGAGAGACCAUGAUGACGCCACCUCCACACACUCAGCCGGCACACCGGGACCCUCCAGCGGGGGACACGCGUCACAGAGCGGUGACAACAGCAGCGAACAAGGAGAUGGUUUAGACAACAGCGUGGCAUCACCCGGCACAGGCGACGACGACGACCCAGACAAGGAUAAGAAGAGGCAGAAAAAACGAGGCAUUUUCCCCAAGGUGGCCACCAAUAUCAUGAGGGCGUGGCUCUUCCAGCAUCUCACGCACCCGUACCCAUCUGAAGAGCAGAAGAAGCAGCUAGCCCAAGACACGGGUCUCACCAUCCUACAAGUAAACAACUGGUUCAUUAAUGCCAGGAGAAGAAUAGUACAGCCCAUGAUUGACCAGUCAAAUCGAGCAGGUUUUCUUCUUGAUCCUUCAGUGAGUCAAGGAGCAGCGUACAGUCCCGAGGGCCAGCCCAUGGGCAGCUUCGUGCUGGACGGGCAGCAGCACAUGGGGAUCCGACCGGCCGGGCCUAUGAGUGGAAUGGGGAUGAAUAUGGGCAUGGAUGGGCAAUGGCACUACAUGUAACCUCCGUCUUGUAAAGCAAAAACGCAAAGAAAAAGGGGGAAGUCUGCCAGGCGUGCCGGGCGACUACGUACCUCAGAGCGGUCCUAUGGGCGUGAGCAUGGCCCCCUCUACUUACAGCAACCCCCAUCAGAUGACCUCCUACCCCAGCCAGCUGCGACACGGACCCCCUCCUCUUCACACGUACCACCCCCACCACCCUCACCACCACGCCAUGCUGAUGCACGGAGGACCCUCGUCCCACCCAGGGAUGGCCGUAUCUGCGCAGCAGAGACCCCCCUUGCUCACGCCCAUGGACCCCGCCACUGGAGGAGCGGGCCUGGACAUCCACGCCUGAAGGGAGAGCCCGCGACUGCUUUUAUGUAAAGAAAAAAAGAAGACUAAGGCGGCGGUGUCCCUCCAUGAUGACUUUUUUUUUUCUUCUUAAAAAGGAACUGAAGAAUUCCAGACAAACUGUGACAAUUCUUUUUUCUAACUUUGUUUUGUUACACUUUCACCCCAGUGGAGGACCAAGCUGACACCUUGUAAAGUCUUGGGCUUUUUGCUACACCAGAGGACGCAAACUCAAAACUUUUCAAAAAAGAGCGGACAAAACACAGUCUUGGCGCUUUCAAACAUUUAAAAAAAUCACUCUGGAAGACUUUAAAAAGAAACAACUCCAAGAGUUAUUACUACUGUAGUAUGAAAAUAUAGAUAAUAAGUUAAAACUUUGGAUUUUUAUGUUUUCUGAGCUAGUUUUUAGGAUUUUCUCUCCUGGAAGAGCAGCACAGCACUAUUAUGAAACAACAGAAGAAGAUGGAACAUCUAAAAAAAAAACACCACACAUGGCCAUCAGAUCCUGUCCCACACCCCCCACCCCACCUUAAGAGCAGGGCAUGAUGGGAAAAGGCUGACUAGAUGACACCGGAUCUCUCCUGAAGAUUUUCUUUUUUUUUUUUUUUUUUUUUUUUACUAUAAAAGGCUCAUGAAUGAAUGUUGCCCUGUUAAAAUUGCCCAAGCACUGGAUUGUGUUGGUUUUUAUACUUUUUUUUUUUUUUUUUAACCUGGGACUCUUAUUUGCUGAAGAGCGAAGGAAGGAAGCUCCACAGUGGGAGGGGGGAAAAAAAAAGAAAAAGUGACAUCCCACUCUGCUUCUUUUUUAUCUGCAGAUCAACACUCUCGGACUGUACACAUGUUGGUUCUGCGGCACUGAAGAGAAGCUGUUUAUGCAGCCAAAAAAAAGAAGAAAAAAAACACUUAAAUUAUAAACUCAUGCUUUUUGGGGAGGGGGUAAUAAAAGAAGAAAAAAAGCUGAGAGACUAUUGUAACAAACUUCGUACAGAGUUCAGUCUAUUAAUUGUUUCAUGUUAGAUAUUCUAUGUGUUUACCUCAAUUGAAAAAAAAGAAUGUUUUUUGCUAGUUUCAGAUCUGCUGUGGCAUUGAUAUUGUAUAUGUCCAUGAAUUCCUUCCUCCUGCUUUUAUUUUUGGUUUUACUUUGUCCCACCCCCCCUCUCAGCACGUGUUCCUCACUAGAAGAUAAGAUGCCGUCUCCCUUAAAAGCUUUGUCAAAAAAUACAUUAAAAAUACUUGUAUGAGGACUGUGACGUAUUGUUUUAAAAAGGUGUUCAGUCACAAAUGCUGUAAUAAAUAUUUCAUUUUUUGA